AAUUGAUAUUUUUCUUUAUUCUCAUCUCUUCUUUGCUUGAUAUUGUAUUGAUAUUUGAAAGAAAAAUUUUGUGUUGGUCACUCAUUGGACUUAAAGGGUUAAGUUCAUCGAUGAAGCUUUUCAAGCAGCAGUGAUUCAGUAAAAUGAACUGGGCAAGGAGUACUGAGAAUGUCAUCAGAAUCAUCAUUAAAGGGAUACAAGAGCAAGGUUUUGUCUGAUACAGUUUGCAUACUGACAACCUCACACAAGUUUUGGUUCUUUCCUCGAUCUAACUAAAGGCACAUUACAGUUAUAGAGGUCAUGGUUUUUAUGAAUUAAUGGCGGGGCACACUGAGAGAUUCUUGGACGGAAGUUCGAGUGACUUGGCUGACGUUUUUAUGGAUUUUACUUUAUCCAAACCUGAGCCACAAGAGCGAGAAAACGAUGCAGAUUUCAACUCAUGUAAAUUUACUCGGAAAUCUUCCAGUAGCUCCACAUCGUCUGUGGUGGCGGAGCCCUCAAAGCUUGGCGUGUCUGUCGACAAUGAAAGUGGCUACAAGGAUAGUCAGCCCGUAGCUGCAAACGGUGGAGCGACAUCUGAAUGCGUGGUUUGUAACGAUAAAGCCACAGGUUACCACUAUGGAGUUUUCACGUGUGAGGGCUGUAAAGGGUUUUUCAAACGUACGGUACAAAAACAGUUGGAGUACACUUGUAAAGGAGAUGGAAACUGUGAAGUAAACCAGUUGAACAGAAAUCGGUGCCAAUACUGCCGCUUUCAGAAGUGUAUGGCUCAAGGAAUGUUAAAAGAAGCUGUGAGAGAGGACCGCACUCCUGGUGGAAGGCAUCGGCAUCGUUCGCUGCAGGAUCAUCGCCCAAAAAAGCAACGGGGUCGAGAAGAUGCAAUAAAUGGGUCGGCAGACGGAAAUGAUUGUGUGGAAGGUGCAUUGAAGCAACAUAAAAAAGAGGAGUCGACAGCCGGAAAAGAAGAUUACAUGGCUUUUAUAGAAAAGAUUCGAGAUCAAGAGUUAACAAUGCCUCAUAUUGCGGGACUUUUGGUUGAAAACAAAACUACGAAAGAAAAAGAUGUCAACACAUUUAUGCAGCUGGCUUAUCAAGAGCUCAACAUGAUCAUUCAGUGGGCCAAAGAUGUUCCUGGAUUCAAGGACAUUGAGUUGGAAGAUCAAGUUUGCCUCAUCAAAGCCUCGUUUAUGGAUUUGAACGUAUUUCGUUUGGCCUACAGAUCGGUGCCAUGCGACCCUAUGUCCCUACGGUUCAGUAAAGAAUUGAUUUACGACAGGCAUGAGGUGAUUGCGUUCGGUUGGACUGAAGACCUGGUUGAUACAACUCUGGAAUUUACUGACAAGUUGCGCAGUUUGAAUCUCGAUCAAAACGAGUUUGCUUGUUUGUCUGCCUUAGCUUUACUCAGCCCAGAUACGCCUGAACUCAAAGAUAAGGAGAAAGUGACUCGCCUUCAAGACAAAGUAAACAGCUACUUGCGUGACUAUUCCGAAGCCCUCUAUCCACAGAAAGCAAAUCGUCUUGGAAAACUGCUCCUCUGUCUUCCAACUCUUCGCAUAUAUAGCGAGAAAGCAAUGGAAAAUUACGUCACGCUGGAGUUCUUUGGUAAGCUGGAUAUGCCCCCUUUGGUGGCUGAGCUGUUGGAGUAGGACUGGUAACAAGUUGGAUGACUUUUGGUCGCGCAGCAGAGUACAGAAAGGACUGGUAACGAGUGUAAUGACAAGAAACUUUGUUUGGCUUUUAGACAAGCUUAGCUGUAAGCUUGGUAUUUCUUUAACUCGAUGUAAUUACUGAUCUUCAGGUCCAUGUUCAUCGGCGGAAAACGCAAAGGCGCACUAUCACAGUAAUAAUAAUCCAAUUUUUCAAGGUACAAGACACAAAAUAUCAGAGAGUGAACGACUUACCACAUCAAUGAACUAUGUCACUUACAGAAAAUUAAAAAGACGAGAUGACCGGUUUUAUUUUGGAAACCCAAAGUACUGGAUAAUGCGCCCUUGAUAUAUUACCGUCAUUUUGGCCGCGAAUUAUCUUACUAUCCUUGAAAUUAUUCUUAUUGGUUUUUAUCUGACUAUUUUUGUUUGUUUGGAUGCUUUUAUGGCCGACAACAUGUCAAAAAUCUCGAAUUCAUUCCUUCAGAGAAAGUAAGUCGUCAUCAAUAAUGCACGGUUAAAUUUGCGUGCUCAGUGGAAUUUAAAAUUACCUGAUAAUCAGAUAUUUUAUUUUUGAUUUGAUUUUUCUCUUUCCGUAAUCCGAUAGUUUUACUUUUCUUGAUCACUUUAACAAGUAGGAGCCGAUGUGUAGAAGUCGUUUGUAGAGAUCGUUCAGGAAAUUAUUUUUUUCAUCAGCACCAUGCAACUGUACUUUUAAACUUAAAAUCCGUUUUUCAGUUUGAAACAAUCGAAGAGCCCUCAGUUCUACCUUUGAUUGGCUUUAUUUUAGGACGGUGAUCAACAGUUGUGUUGCAGAACUUAGCAAGGUAUGUAAACUGAUAUCUUACAACGCGAUUCUCGGAAUACUGAAAUACGACAUGGCUUCCAUCAUAGUACGUGGAUGUAAUCUAAUUCGGCAGGUGGAAGGAAAAAAGAGGCGCAGUAACCCUUAAGUCACGUAAAAAGUUCCUGAAGAGUUUUAUUAAUAUUAACGUUAAUCAUAGGAAAAUAGUGUAUAGAACCUAAA
Messenger RNA from Stylophora pistillata, 2673 nucleotides. RefSeq names its product estrogen-related receptor gamma. Gene Ontology annotation, biological process: regulation of DNA-templated transcription. Lineage: Eukaryota; Metazoa; Cnidaria; Anthozoa; Scleractinia; Pocilloporidae. The record is from RefSeq and is a predicted model, not a curated record. Gene Ontology annotation, molecular function: nuclear receptor activity; sequence-specific DNA binding; protein binding.